Xylona heveae TC161 is the source of this 840-nucleotide messenger RNA. Its product is annotated as N-terminal nucleophile aminohydrolase. Lineage: Eukaryota; Fungi; Ascomycota; Xylonomycetes; Xylonales; Xylonaceae. Gene Ontology annotation, cellular component: proteasome core complex; proteasome core complex, alpha-subunit complex. Bases 1 to 840 code for a protein of 279 amino acids. Gene Ontology annotation, biological process: ubiquitin-dependent protein catabolic process. The transcript is spliced from 5 exons. The record is from RefSeq and is a predicted model, not a curated record.
AUGGCGGACCGAUACUCGUUCUCUCUUACAACUUUCUCGCCCAGUGGUAAACUGGUUCAAAUCGAGUAUGCACUCAACGCCGUCAACCAAGGUGUUACAUCAUUAGGAAUCAAAGCCACAAAUGGCAUCGUCCUCGCGACCGAAAAGAAGUCAUCCUCGCCCCUAAUUGAUCCUCCUUCGCUUUCUAAAGUCAGUCUCAUAACUCCGAACAUUGGUAUGGUGUAUUCCGGAAUGGGGCCCGACUACCGAAUUCUCGUCGACAAGGCUCGGAAGGUCUCACAUACUGGCUACAAACGUAUCUAUAAUGAAUAUCCCCCAACGAGAAUAUUGGUGCAGGAUGUCGCUAGGGUGAUGCAAGAGGCUACUCAAUCUGGUGGUGUGCGGCCAUACGGAGUCAGCCUGCUCAUUGCUGGAUGGGAUGACGGCAUUGAGCCUGAGACCGAGAAGGCUGCGGAAGCUGGCGAUGCUGAAGCCGAAAAGAAAGUCUCUGGAAAGACUGGCGGUAUUCUAAAGGGCGGACCCAGUCUCUACCAGGUGGAUCCCAGCGGUAGCUAUUUUCCUUGGAAGGCGACCGCUAUUGGCAAGAGUGCAACUAGCGCAAAGACAUUUUUAGAGAAGAGAUACACAGAGGGUUUGGAACUCGAAGAUGCGAUCCACAUUGCUCUUCUCACACUCAAAGAGACAAUUGAGGGGGAGAUGAAUGGAGAAACAGUUGAAAUUGGCAUUGUAGGACCACCUGCAGACCAUCUUCUGGGUUACGAGGGGGUUGAAGGAGCGCAAGGCCCAAGAUUCAGGAAGCUAUCGCCUCAAGAGAUUGAGGAUUACCUCACAAGUCUUUAA